AAGCGCAUUCGCGUCGAGCUGUGUAGAACGUGUUUUGCUAAUGUUUUUGUUGCUUUGUUAUAAUGUGGCCGAAAAAAUCUAUGUAUAGAUAUUGUGUCGUGCCCGAAUGUAAGAAUACCACAAUUAAAACACCAGACAAGCUAUUCUUCAGUAUUCCUACCGGCGCUCAGAAGCGAAGAGAUUGGUGUACCGCGAUGGGCCGAACGCGACUUCUGCGGCCAUAUACAAAUUAUUUUUGUUGCGAAGAUCACUUCGAUAUUGAAAAUGACAUGGAGAACUACAUGAAAUUCAAGUUGUACGGAGUAUCGAAAUUAGUAUUAAAAAAAGGGAUUAUUCCGCACAAAUUUGCUUGCCAGAAUUAUAUGACCGUCACGGAUAUACCGCGAGAACAAUUAAAUAGCAGUUCUUUGCACAUCAAGGAGGAGGUGGUGUCAGAUAGCGACAGUGCAACCCUCAGCUGCAACAGCGACACAAUCAGUUGCGCGAGUGACUUGGAUAACUGGCUCCGAGAGGUUCCUGAGGUCCAGGUUAAAGUAGAAUUAGUAGGUGAGCCUAUACCUGAAACCCAACACAUCGAGAUGACAGACCCUCUCGCAGUUGAGGGCCCGAGUAAAGACCCCCCAAAGAACAAAACGAAACCUUAUAUCGUAAGCAUGGUCUACGUGGGAAAAGUUAAGAAACAUCGGAAGAAAAAGUGACUUGUACUGAAUAAACAAAUAAUAUAUUAUUAAGAAAAGUGAUACGUUUCAUUGUUUAAAGA
Messenger RNA from Vanessa atalanta (red admiral), 760 nucleotides. RefSeq lists its product as uncharacterized. The transcript has 2 exons. The record is from RefSeq and is a predicted model, not a curated record. Lineage: Eukaryota; Metazoa; Arthropoda; Insecta; Lepidoptera; Nymphalidae. Bases 63 to 698 code for a protein of 211 amino acids.